AUGGAUCCCACCAAACCCGCCAACCGCGGCUCCUCGGAACGCACCCCUCUGCUCAACGGCGAGGGCUCCAACAACACCGCCAGCGGCGCGACGGGCCACCGCCGUCCGACCAGUGGCUCCAACCUCAAGCACUUCUUCACCAAUGCCCGCUGGACGCCCGGCACUGAGCACGACAACCUCGUCGUGCGCAGCGCGGCCUACACCUGGCACGUCACCAAGGUGACUCUUCUGAGUAACUAUGUCAACUUUCUCCUCGUCAUGGUGCCCAUAGGCAUCAUCGCCGGCGCACUCGAAUGGAGCGCCACUGCCGUAUUCACCAUCAACUUCUUCGCCAUCAUCCCGCUCGCCGCUGUCCUGUCCUUCGCAACUGAGGAAAUCUCCAUCAAGCUCGGCGACGCCCUCGGCGGCCUGCUCAACGCCACCUUUGGCAACGCUGUCGAGCUCAUCGUCAGCAUUGUAGCCCUUCGCGAUGGUCAGAUUGAGGUUGUCCAGUCGUCUAUGCUCGGCUCCAUCCUCUCCAACCUGCUGCUCGUCAUGGGCAUGUGCUUCCUCUUUGGCGGUCUUGCUCACCGCGGCACCAACGGCCACGGCAGCGAGCAGGUCUUCUCGGCCGCCGUCGCCCAGACUACCUGCUCCCUCAUGGCGCUCUCCUCUGCCUCGCUCGUCCUCCCCGCCGCUCUCUACGCCGUCAUGGACCAAAACGGCUCCAACGCCAAGCGCGAGUCUAUCCUCGUCUUCUCCCGCGGCACUGCAGUCAUCCUACUCAUCCUUUACGUCCUCUACCUCAUCUUCCAGCUCCGUACCCAUAGCAACCUCUUUGACCCCGAGGCUGCGCCCACCCUUGCCGCCGCCCCUGCCGCCGACGACGAGACCACCCAGACCCCCGAGACCGAAGCCGCCGCGGAGGAGGAGGAGCCCGUCAUGGGCCCCGUUGCCGCCCUCGGUGUCCUCAUUGUCGUCACGGUGCUGGUCGCCAUCUGCGCCGAUUACCUCGUGGGCAGCAUCGACGACAUUGUCGCCUCCACCAACAUGAGCAAGGCUUUUAUCGGUCUCAUCCUGCUUCCCAUUGUCGGCAACGCCGCCGAGCAUGUCACGGCUGUCGUUGUCGCCAUUCGCAACAAGAUGGAUCUCGCUAUGGGUGUGGCCAUUGGCUCUAGCAUCCAGAUUGCUCUUGGUGUUACGCCCUUCCUGGUUAUUGUUGGCUGGAUCAUGGACAAGGACAUGACGCUGCGCUUUGAGACCUUCCAAACGGUUUCGUUUGCCGUCUCGGUUCUUGUCGUUACGUACACGGUCCAGGAUGGCAAGUCCAACUAUCUCGAGGGCGCCAUGUUGAUUGGUCUCUACACCAUUAUUGCUGUCGCUUUUUACGCCACUCCCGGCGAUGCCAUGGAUACUGCCAAGGGCUUCAUCUUUGGCAACUCAUGA
Akanthomyces muscarius is the source of this 1425-nucleotide messenger RNA. RefSeq lists its product as uncharacterized. Gene Ontology annotation, molecular function: calcium:proton antiporter activity. The coding region runs from base 1 to 1425 and encodes 474 amino acids. Gene Ontology annotation, cellular component: fungal-type vacuole membrane. The record is from RefSeq and is a predicted model, not a curated record. Gene Ontology annotation, biological process: intracellular calcium ion homeostasis; calcium ion transmembrane transport. The transcript is spliced from 5 exons. NCBI's taxonomy places the organism in Eukaryota, Fungi, Ascomycota, Sordariomycetes, Hypocreales, Cordycipitaceae.